Seriola aureovittata is the source of this 5791-nucleotide messenger RNA. RefSeq names its product keratin 222 (gene krt222). The record is from RefSeq and is a predicted model, not a curated record. NCBI's taxonomy places the organism in Eukaryota, Metazoa, Chordata, Actinopteri, Carangiformes, Carangidae. The transcript is spliced from 12 exons. The coding region runs from base 2093 to 3697 and encodes 534 amino acids.
GCGGCCCAACAGGUAGAUGGAAAGAUGCUGAUGCCACCAUCACAGGUGUGACCGCGCAGGGCGUGGUGGGUUGGCAUUCAGGUAGUGACCAACUCUGAAGCCUCCACGUCAUCUCCUGAAAUUUGCCUAUCAAGUCACCACCUGCUUUUCCCCCUUUCCUCUUAAAUGCAUGACUCCCCUGGCAAAACACUCCUUCGAAUGCAAUACAACAAAGGCGAUUUCUUGGAUUGGAACAUGACAUCUAAAAACAGGUGGAUGAAAACUACAACCCUGGCAAACUCUUAUCAAAACGUCAGCUGGCUGCUCCUCAUCUGUAAUUUCAAGACAAUACUUGUACAAUGGUUGUAGCAGAUAGCGCCGCAGGCCUUGUAUUAGUAAUCCCCACAUCCUGGCAAAGCGAUCUUUGUAAAGUACACUUGUUUACCCAAUGAAGAAGUCAUCUGAUUAGCAAAUCCUCAGAUCGGGGGUUUGCUAACUGACAAAAGUGGCUCUUUGAAGUCAAAGUAGGCACAGAAACACAUUAGAUAAGGAAAGAAUUAGAUUCUCCAAACACUGAAACUGUAUGUCAAAAUAGAUCCGGAUUUAAAUGUUACAAUCACAUUUAAAGGACCAAUCACUACUUUUUUAACAUAAUGAAUUGUAGUUGUUGUGAGCAACCAUUAAAGUGAGAUUAUGUAACUGAGAUGAAAGAAGAAAUAUUAUUUUAUAGCGAUAACAAAUAUAUAUUAACAAAAGUCUAUUUUCUUAAUUUCUCCAGUACCACAGAACCGAUUAAGAUUUAAAAUUUAGCCCUGGGGCCUGUCAAACGCCAGGUUUCAGUACCCAUCCCUAGACAAGCAUUAGCAUGUUCCCAGAUGUCGAGCGUGUUAAUUUGUCUGUGACCUGAUUCACCAACCAACCCUGUGACUUCAUUUUAUCUAAUCAUCAAGCUCAAUUAAAGCACCACCUUCUACACAUAAUGCACAGAUGAACUUGGUCUAUGUGACUGGACCAUUAUGCUACAGUGACUUCUAUCUGUGGCAAAAGUGACCACUGUUUAGCAGUAUCAAAAUGCAGAGCCACACUUUCUUUUUCUUUUUUUUUGAUAGAGGACCAACCCAUUUGUUUACAUUUGUAUCAAAGCUUAAACAUUCAGUGGAAUCCUGACACCACACCCGUAGCUUAACCAAACAUACGUCUUAUUAUAAUACCUUAAAUAUUUUCAUAAUAUUACCGGUGUGUGACACUGCUGUACAUGCAGUCUGCUGGCUGUAGAAUAUGCCUAUGAAAAUAUACUGUAUGCAAAUUCCAGACACAAUAAAACUAUAAUGUGUCUGUGCUGAAAACAUAGUGCUGUAGUUGUUGGGACAUAUCUGUGGACAGUGUAUCUAAGGAAAUACUGACACCACAUUAGAAUAUUUAGAAGAUGAAACCUUUGUCCCAGACAGUCAGACACAAACACUCAGUUAUUCUCUAGAACUCGCCAAGACUGUUAUUGAGCAAGAGUUCACUCUGCACAGAGUGUGUCUUACUUCACUUCAGGGCAGAGUGUAUGUGGAAGCAGGCUUCACAUUAAUUAUAGUACAUGUAACCUCUUAUUUAAGCACCACUCACAUGUCCUGUCACUGUGUCUCCCUGAACAUUCGCUCCACAGCUUGUCUCCCUGUUUGAAAGCGGCUCAGUAAUCCUGGAUCAGAGAGCACAAAGGGCCCCAGAGUGCUGGUGAUGUAAGCACUGUGUCCAGUGCCUACCCCACUGCUCUCUCCUCUCCAAAAUGCGGUUUUGGGUGGUGAGGUGGGACAGGGAGGACCAUCCGUAUCGUGUCUGAGCCUGAAGACUACAGACUGACGUACAAGCAGUGACACUGGCAAGGUAAUGGCAGCCUGUGCUGUGUCUCAGGGGCCUGCUGCUGCUGAUGACCUGGAUCACAGUGGGAAGGGAAAAAGUGUUGACCAGCUUGCUGUAGAGGAAUGUGGCUAAGCUGUGGUGAGUGUUGGGUCGGCUCAGUGUGAUCAGGCAAAUAGACCGAAGGACCUUUGCUACCUGUUACCACAUUUACUGUGCUUUAUUCGUGGAAGGCCACCUUGUUUCAGGUCAGGCAUCUGUGGACUUGAUGCAGGACUCCAGUCAAACGAUGUGGGGUCUGAACGCCCGCUUGAAGGGCUUCCUGGAGCAGGUGAACAGGCUGCAGGAGGCCAACCGGCAGCUGGAGGCUCAGAUAGCCGAGUGGGGCAUCAGGAAUGCCUCACGUUCCCAGGACUGGUCCCAGCAGGAGCAGACUGUGAAGGAGCUCCGUGCCCAGGUUGGUAAACUGCUGAUGGAGAACGCCCAGCUGGCAUUACAGUCUGACAGCAUGAAGUCCAAAGCUGCUGCUGUCCAGGCCAGGUGUGAAACAGAGGAGCGCAACACCCGGCAUCUGGAGCAACAGGUGGCUCUGCUCAGGGAGUCAAAGACGAAGGCAGAUCAGAGCAGCAUGACGCUGCAGGCAGACUUUCACCGUUCCAUGACAGAGCUGCAGAAGAUGCACCAGGAGUAUGAGGCAGCCCAGGCUCUGCAGCUGCAGCGGGCCGGCUCCUGUGAUGCCCUGUUAGCAACAACCACAGCAGCAGCAGCAGGAGGGGUGGAGGAGGAUGGCACAGGGAUGGAGCUCACCCAGCUCCUCGACCGAAUCAGAGCGCAGUGCGACCAUAACAGACUUCCCGGCCCUGGUGAGAGACACCAUGGCCUGGGCGCAGUCUCAAAUCCACCUCCCGGCUUGGUCGGGCCUAGCCGCUCUGGAGCCGGAGCUGCAGCAGCAGCAUCAUCCAGAACACACAGAGGAGCUCUCAGUGAGGAGGAGGCAGCGUGGGCUCAGGUGAGCCUCGGCGGCGCUGCCCUGAGGGAGGCGCGGGCCGAGCUAGCUGAGGCCAGGAAGCAGUGGCACUCCCUGCAGGUGGAGAUUGAGACUCUGCAUGCCUUGGAGAAAGGCCUGGAGAGCUCCUUGCAGCACACCCAGCGAAUGUACUCCAACCAGCUGCAGGACCUUUCCCAGGUGAUCGUCGGGUUGGAGAGUGAACUGGAGCAGGUGAGGGAUGGUCUGGCCACCCAGCGUCAGCGCCACAGCCAGCUCCUCAACACCAAGAUGAGGCUGGAGCGAGAGAUCGCCACGUACCGACGUCUGCUGGAGCGGGAGGAGGGCAGGUACAUGGGUCGUGAAGGGCAGCCGAUGAGUCUGCGACCCUGGAGGUCUUCUGUGGUGGAGCUGAAGGAGAAUGGGCUGGAGAACGGUUUCAGUGACCCUGCUGUUAGUCCGGAUGAACCCAAGUCUGAGCCUCUGCCUGAAAUACCGUCACUCCUCCCAGCAGAGAAUGGGAUAAAGAAAAGCAUACUGCAUAGACAGCAAAGCCUUGUGAUACUCACAGAGCCAGAGCAAGAUAAAGACUUGCCAAUCUCCACCGUGAAGACUCAGGAGAUUCUUCAGGGCAAUGUUGUGCGGGAGAGUGCAGAGGGUCACGGCACCAUCGAGACGGAGAAGAUUGACAAGGUGAUAAAGCAGUGGGAGGGCUCUUUCUUCAGAGGGAAUCCCAAGCUGCGGAAGAAGUCGGUGUCGCUGCGCUUCGACCUGCACAUGGCUGCGGCAGACGAGGGGUGCGCCCAGACUAAACAGGACAGCCUCCCUGACGUGGAGCUGCGUCUCAUCAUGAAGAGAUCCCGCAGCAUCCCAACUAUCACACAGUAACUCUGUCACCAGCUGAUCAGAGUCACCACUGGUUUGCAGCUGUUUGUGGUAAUACAGGUGACGCUGAAGUUACAGAAAUAGCAUCUGUGUCGCUCACAUCUGGGAUAUUACCAUCCAUUGCCAUCAUGCUUAGUAUGAAUUUCAAAUUACAACCUUCACUGAACUUUGGAUCACCACUGAUGACUGAAACAAAGAUUCCUCUCAACAGAUCUUGAGCUUGGCAGGAUAGGCAUUACCCAUCAGGCUUUUAUGCUGAUCUAAUGGGGCCAUUUUUAUAGCAUCAGAAAGCCACUUCCGAUAUAUCAGACCUACAUUCAUUACAUUACAGAUAAUAACAAUUUAAUAUGCAAACAUAUUUCUCCAUCAUCAUUGUAGAUGAGGAAAAAGUGUCUCUCAACACUGGUAUUAUUUCAGUGUGAGGUCACUGAACAAAAGAGAUUAUAUCGACCAUAUGACUCUGCCUAACUACAGCAUUUCAUUUUAAUGAACUCUCUACAGGAGGCUGCGUGCACAGAUAGAUGGAGAUAAAUGGAGGUGUAGAGUUACAGAUCACUAUGAGCUGCUGUGAACUAUCUGGGGUGGAUUUUUUUUAAAUAGAUUUUCAGUAUGGGACUGUGCAGAAAUUAUUAGGGGGAGGAGGUCUCAGAAAAUGAAGAGGCUCAGUGGGAGGGGUCUUAAGUAAUUAAAUGUUAUCUUUCUGGAGUGCAUGUGAUUUGUCACCCACUAUUACAGCUCACACAGCCACUUUAUUUUGUAUUUUAACAAAAAGGCAGAACUACAGCAAAAUAACUAAAUGUAAAUGUGCCAUAUGAAGUGACAACGACAGCUCUUUGUUCACAAAUAAAGAAGGGUCCGAUUAUCUGGUAAAACAGUUGGUAAAAUACCGAAAAUUUGGUAAGGAAUUUUCUUAUGUUUGCUAUAAUUUUAGCUAAUUCCACUCCACUACUGAGAAGUUUGAAGGUUAUAUUCCAUUGUAGAGUAACUUUACACUAAAUUCACUUUUUUGUUUAAGUAAAUAACAUGUACGUCACUUUAUUACACCAUUGAUCCUGUUCCCAUUUUAUAAUGUUCAUUCCAACAGAAGUUAUUUUCCUAUGACCUAACCAGGGACCCACUGCCCCAAAACUACCAGGCAAUGUUCAGCAUUCACCUCCCACCCCCAGCACCCUGACAUAUACACGCUUCAGUCAGCUGUCAGCAGUGUGAACAGUGUGGAGUAUGAAGCUGAGAUUAGCAGUAAUAGGAAUGUCACAGUAGUAGAAAUACAUCUUCUGCUACUAAGCUAGCAGUUGGAACUGGAGUACACAAUCUUAAAUUAUUAAUGCACUCUGUGUUAUUAAUGGAAGUGUUCAGCAGUGUGACAUUACGAUGACAUAUUGUGGAGAGGGUGUUCAUUUUUUUCUCUUUAUCAAGGGUCCAAUGAAAAUAUUAAUUGAGAGUGAAACAUAGUCUCGAGCCCCCCUCCUCACCUAAAUAAUUUUCCUACGAUCCCUAAAUGCUUGCACUGCAGACACUUAAAGCACUUAGAAGAACAUCAGCACUGGGGGAUAUCCAGAAUGUGUGUACUUUGAGGGUCUUUGUCAUUGCCUUUCAUUCUCUCUCAUGUGGAGAAAAAAAUAUCUUGCAACUCAAACUAAUAAUGUAGCUACAUUUUAUGACGCAUUAUCCCUAAAUAACUCACUGUGAUCUUAACAGCAGUGAGUCAACGUGUGUCUCAGAGAAUUUAGAUUCCCUGUCUUAACCAGAGGAGGGCAGUAUUUGUAAAUAGUUAACACUGCAGUGUAUCUUCAAUGCUCGACUCGGGUUGUGUAACACAUGCUAUCUGUUACACCUUAGAAUAAGAGUUUUUACGCUUAAGUUUUGAGUUGGCACCAAAGAUAUGAAAAAUAAGAAAUGGACCAUGGUGCAUUGCAUUUGGGUGCCUCAGAAUAUGUUGAGAAUAUUUAAAAAAUAUUAUCUAUGCAGUUCUAUGCUUGAUUUUGCUUUGCUUCGUGAAGCACACUCUUCAUUUUGGGAGCUCUGAAACUUCAAAAUGAAGCAUUAUGCUUUUAUCUUACAAUGUAUCAUUUAAAAUAAAAAAGAAAUAUGUGCACA